This is a messenger RNA of Gastrolobium bilobum, 1045 nucleotides long. RefSeq names its product stem-specific protein TSJT1. NCBI's taxonomy places the organism in Eukaryota, Viridiplantae, Streptophyta, Magnoliopsida, Fabales, Fabaceae. The transcript is spliced from 5 exons. The record is from RefSeq and is a predicted model, not a curated record. The coding region runs from base 54 to 764 and encodes 236 amino acids.
GUGUGUGUGUGUCCUUUAUUGCUAGAAAGAAGAAUAAUUAAUUUUCCGAUAAGAUGUUGGGUGUGUUCAGCAGCUCCGUUAUGUCUCCGCCGGACGAGCUCGUGGCCGCCGGGAGCCGAACUCCGUCUCCAAAGAUGACGGCGGCGGCUCUGGUGAAUCGGUUCGUUGAGAGCAACGCGUCUGCAGUGUCAGUGCAGAUUGGAGAGCAUGUCCAGCUGGCUUACACUCACCACAGCGAGUCUCCGUGGCAACCCAGAUCGUUUGCUGUGAAGGAUGAGGUGUUCUGCUUAUUUCAGGGAGCACUUGACAAUUUGGGCAGCUUGAGACAACAGUAUGGACUGGCCAAGUCUGCCAAUGAAGUACUUUUGGUGAUUGAGGCUUACAAAGCUUUACGUGACCGAGCACCUUACCCUGCCAAUCACGUCGUUGGCCAUCUCAGUGGCAAUUUUGCUUUCAUAGUUUUUGACAAAUCCACUUCUACCCUCUUUGUUGCCUCUGAUCAAUUUGGUAAGGUACCUCUAUACUGGGGAAUAACUGCUGAUGGAUAUGUAGCAUUUGCUGAUGAUGCAGAAUUGCUUAAAGGUGCUUGUGGCAAGUCACUUGCUUCUUUCCCUCAAGGAUGUUUCUACUCCACAGCUGUAGGAGGAUUGAUGUGCUAUGAGAAUCCCAAAAAUAAGAUUACUGCAGUACCUGCUAAUGAGGAGGAAAUCUGGGGUGCAACCUUCAAGGUGGAAGGUCCAGCAGUUCUUGCAGCCAGAGAGUAAAUCUUCCCAUGGGCUAUGAUGUGUUAACGGAGCAAUGGGGUUUAUGUGGAUGUGACCCCAAGGCAUGCAUGAGGGGCCAUCAUGUAAUUAAAUAGCUUGAUGAUGAUAACUUGAGUGGAUCAAAGUAGUAGGGGUGUAACCUUGUUCAUUAGAUAGAGAAUUUACUGUUUCUAUCAAUGUACAGUUACGCUUUUCAAUCCAAUAAGUCUGGUUUUCGAUAUUCUCCCGUCAUUUUAUGUUUAAUUUAAGAGAGUUAUUAAUCUUAUGUUGCAUAAGAUAUG